GUGGAGGUGUAGGGGGCGCGCAGCGGGACCGGCGGCAGGACGGGAGGGAGGAUGCGGCCGGAUAGCGGGAUCAGCCCGGGCCUCGUGGCCCAGCAGCGGGUCCGGCAGCUGGAGCAGAAGCUGCGCCCUUGUGAUUGCAGAGACUAUCUGGAAAAGGAGAGCAGAGCUUUCACUGAUGCAGUGAUGCCUGCAUGAAUCUGCAGACAGCCUGAAACAAUAGCUCAGAGAUUUUCAUUGCACCCAGCAGAGUUGCAAACAGAUGUCAUAGUGUCGUAAACACCCACACUUUCCCAAGCUGCUAACCCAGCUAGGUUGGAAGGGAGUACCACUAUGGGAAAGUAGGUCUCAAUAUUGAAAAAAGGCUAAAGAAGAAAGAAUAGUUGUGCUGGAAACAGAAAAUGCUCUUCUUCAUCUGAAACUUGCAGAGUUUCGAGGGUUGAUUGGAAGAGACACUAAUGAAGUGGCACAGCUCAACUUUGUUCAUGACAAGCAACAGAACUUGUGUAGAAGCACGAGCUCUGUUAUAAUCCAGGUUUAUGGAGCAAUACAGGUUAGAUAGAAUGGCAGAGCUGAUUGGGAUGCAACACAUUUGGACUGUGAUGGCUUUCUAUCAACAAGGAGAUAAAUGUGUUACAAGAGGCAAAAGCUCUCCGGAAUACAAGUCUAAAUUACCUGUAUUCCUAGAACACUGGUUUUCUUACCCUGGUGUGGUCUGUAGCUUUUCGGAGAGACUUAAGCGAGACCUGAAGAAUCUCCAUUCAUUUGCUCUUGAGCUUUCAAGAGACUUUCAACAUCAGUGCAAGAAUUCUCUUUACCAAGUUUUGACUGUUGUCCAAAGCAUCCAGCUGCAGAAUGAAGCUAUGCAAACAUUCCAGACAAAAGCAUUUGAUCUCGAGCAGUCUUUACAGGAAGUUAAUGAGAGAUACCAGCAAGAAAAACAAAAGAGAAAAAUACUUCACAACAGUUUAGUUGAACUGAGGGGAAAUAUCAGAGUGCACUGCAGGAUCCGUCCCUUAUUGCCUUUUGAUACUGCUUCUGGACAUUCAGUCUCACAAGAUAGGCACAGAAAGCUUUCAGAAAAAGUGGCACAUACUACUGAUGAUGAAACUGUCCUUGUAAAAUGCAAUCGUCCUGGUCAUACUUUGAUCAACAAGACAUUUCAGUUUGACAGAGUUUACAGUGCUGCUGAGUCUCAAGACACAGUGUUUGCAGAUGUGGCCCCUUUGCUUACAUCUCUGCUGGAUGGAUACAAUGUGUGUAUUAUGGCUUAUGGACAAACAGGGAGUGGGAAGACGUACACAAUGUUGGGACCGCAAUCUAAGGAUGAUGUCACUCUUUCAAUAGAAGAUGAACCAGAGCUAGGAAUUAUUCCUAGAGCCACAGAAGAAGUCUUCAGGCUUAUUUCAGAAAAGCCACCAGGAAGUCACUGGGUUGAGGUUUCUGUUGUAGAAGUAUAUAAUAAUGAAAUUUUUGAUCUUCUGGCCAAAGACAGCUGUGGAAGAGUAUUCGGCGUUAAACGUGACGUUGUCACAACCAAGGAAGGCAAGAGCGAUGUGCCAUUGCUUACCUAUGAGACUGUUGAAAAUGCUGUAGAAUUCUUACAGCUAGUUGAUAAAGUUCUGCAGCUAAGGGUCAAACAUCCAACACUGGUGCAUGCUCAUUCCUCUCGCUCUCAUCUGGUAGUGACAUUGAACAUAACCACGAAGUCUGUCUCUGCAGAUAGCUUUGCUCCUCUAUGGACAGAUGAACAGUCUAGUCCAAGGCUAAGUAAAGAGCUUUUCUGUACCUUUCCUCAACAAAUGAAAGAUGAUAAACUCGUCUUUCCUUCCAGAGCCUCUUCUCCAGCACAGUUUGAAUCUACUGAGAAACUGAAGCACAUCAAAACUAAACUACAGCUGGUGGAUUUGGCGGGCAGUGAAUGUGUUGGUAUGUCUGGAGUGACAGGAGUAGCCCUGCGAGAGACCUCGUUCAUUAACCGUAGCUUAUCAGCUCUGUCAGAUGUACUUGGAGCAAUAGCAGAGCAGCGCUCUCACAUUCCGUAUAGAAACAGCAAACUUACCCACCUACUCCAGGAUUCCAUAGGGGGCAACGCUAAAUUGCUGGUGAUGCUGUGCAUCUCCCCCUGCCAGAAGUACUUAGCGGAAUCGCUGCAAUCCUUGGGAUUCGGAACUCGUGCUCGGCAAGUUCAGAGAGGACAAGUCAAAAAAAGAAAUCUGCCGGUGUCUAGCAAAUCAAAAUAAAAGCUAAGGCUCUUGUGGAUUAAAGUAUUAUUAAUGAGUUCCUCAGACUGAAAGGUAUCUUGUUGUCAUAAAGCCAUGCUUUAAGAUGUAAACUGCCAGUUAAAAUAAACA
Mauremys reevesii (Reeves's turtle) is the source of this 2351-nucleotide messenger RNA. RefSeq names its product kinesin family member 25 (gene KIF25). Bases 537 to 2240 code for a protein of 567 amino acids. The record is from RefSeq and is a predicted model, not a curated record. The transcript has 17 exons. Gene Ontology annotation, molecular function: microtubule binding; ATP binding; microtubule motor activity. Gene Ontology annotation, biological process: microtubule-based movement. NCBI's taxonomy places the organism in Eukaryota, Metazoa, Chordata, Testudines, Geoemydidae.